AUGCCUGCUCCCGGUGCCGAUGCUCCUCUUCAGGAGCGCCUGCUCGCGCUCGCGCAGACUCUUCAGUUUGCUUGGUUCGCUGGCCACCUAACCCUUAUCGUCACUACCCUCCGUUACAGCUUCUCGUGGCUGCGCAUGAACUACUACGGCGGCAUGGCCGUCUUCUGCUACCGCACCUCCUUUGUCGCCGCCGCCCUCACCUACGGCAUUGUCGUCUACAAGACCCAAAAGGCUCGCGCCAAGACUGGCACCCAGAUGUCUGGCGGUAUCGUCGGCCUCCUGGCUGAUGAGAACAUUCAGUACCUCUUGAUGGCUCUCGUCUGGCUGAUUGCCCCCCAGUACCCUCUUGCGCUCAUCCCCUACUGCGUCUACUCCACCUUCAACGCUGCCACCUACGUUCGUGCCAACCUGCUGCCCGUCAUCAGCCCUGCGCCCCCCGCCGCCGAAGGCGCCGCCUCGCCUCGCAAGACUUCCAGCCCGCUCGCUGACCGAAUUGGCGCCUUUGUCAAGGAGUACUACGACUCGUCCAUGUCCGUCGUCUCGGGCCUCGAGAUUCUGCUCUGGUUCCGCAUCGUUCUGUCUGCCAUUCUCUUCCAGCGCCGCUCCUGGAUCCUUCUCGGUCUCUACACCGUCUUCCUCCGUGGCCGCUACGCCCAGAAUAGCCACGUCCAGACCUCGUUCGGCCAGCUUGCCGUCCGGAUCGACUCUCUCGUGUCCGCCCAGGGCACCCCUCCCGUCGCCCGCCAGAUCUGGGAUACCGUCAAGAACUACACUCGCCAGUUCCGCGAUGCCACCGAGCUGAGCCGCUACACCGGCGGUGCUGGCCCUGCCAAGAAGACUUCUUAA
This is a messenger RNA of Akanthomyces muscarius, 846 nucleotides long. RefSeq lists its product as uncharacterized. Gene Ontology annotation, cellular component: endoplasmic reticulum; membrane. The record is from RefSeq and is a predicted model, not a curated record. Gene Ontology annotation, biological process: endoplasmic reticulum tubular network organization; membrane organization. The transcript is spliced from 4 exons. Bases 1 to 846 code for a protein of 281 amino acids. NCBI's taxonomy places the organism in Eukaryota, Fungi, Ascomycota, Sordariomycetes, Hypocreales, Cordycipitaceae.